GUAUAUAAAUAAACCUUCGAUUUAUAGAACAUAGAAAAUGUGAUUACAUAGAUGUGUAUUUUUAACUCAUUUUUUAGACCAAAAAUUGAAGCCUUCCCUUUUACGAUGGCUGUGACGUGCAGUGACCGAACAGCGAAGUAAGUGACCGUAGAAUAUAUCAUACUAUAGAAUAUAUCAUUAUGCGAAAAAAGGUGAUCGUAGAGAGGCGAGAUUAAGGCAGAAUUUACCGAAUAAUUCACGCCCGCCCUCUGUCUCUAUAUUCUUGACGUUGCAUAUAAGUGAUUCUAACCACGUUUCCAACAAUUUCAUGUACUCUUACAUUUACAACCAUUUUCACAGAUUCCCCGACAUUUACGUCACGCGAAUUUAGACACAGAGUAAUAAUUUGCCUUGCAUAAGAAUGCGACUCGACAAAUAAACCAUCUAACGUCGCUAUUAACAUUUCCUACACUCUUGCAUCUAUUUUCAUUUCCCACCAAACCCCCCCUUAAUUCCCUCCCUCGACACACAAUCAUUGCUCACCUUGCCGAAUCACCAACUAAAUUCCACCCCAUUAUUAAACAUCUUAAUCCAGCCCCUCGAUAAUAUUCGAUCUAUCAACCUUACCUGCGGAAUGAAAAAUUCUAUCUCCUCGCCGACAUAAACGGCAGCGCGAGUAGCCCCGGCUACAAUUGCACCAAGACACCCUCGGCCGGGUGUAAACACACCUAGGGGUUACUCGUGGCUGCUCGAGCGUUGUCCAGCCGAAGCCUACCCCGGAAUCGAUCGUAAAAUCGAGACUAGUAGAGGGGUUGGCAUCAUCGAAUGAACGCUAUCAUUCGAGCUGAUGGCUGUUGGGGGUGGCGCGGCGUCGAGGGUGAACGGUGCGAGCGCGCGGCGGUGGGCGUGGUCGCGAGACCUCCGCCGCCCGGGGUGGCCGUCUCCGUCGACCAAUGACGUGCCGCGGAGGGGAGCGGCCGGCGCCGAACCCGUUUCAACGCUCAGGUGCCCCUGGCCACGCCCACGGGGCGCUCCCUCCCUCUCGCCCGUUAUUGAAUUAAGCUUAUCAUUUGAUUUUGAGGAGACCCACCAGUCGGUCGUCUCGGGCUCUCUUAAGCGGGCCGAAAAACUUCUUUCUAUCCGCGGUAUAAUCGCAAUAAUUUGAUAUCGCUGAUCCGAUUACGCGUCAUAAGCCGCUAUCGAGGAGGUGGCCCCUUCCGUCUGCGACCGUGGUAUCGCUAGGCGAGUCGCCGACGGCGCGAUCCGCAGCCGUGAUUUCGCUGCCGAGGAAUACGCGCGUGCGGGGCCCCGAGGAUCCCGCCGACGGAUCAGGGCCCUGAGGAGCCCCCGGCGCGCCAUGCACAGGUGAAUUCGGGGACACCGAGGCUCGACAAGGUCAGGAUACACGGUCUCGAGGCGAGAAGUCGCGCGAGGAGAGCCUGGAUCGCGGGGGACCACUUUGUAUAGGACUCGGUGGGAGGAUAGGACCCUGAAGAACACCUUGAAGAGGACCCUGAAGAACACCUUGAAGAGGACCUUGAAGAAUACCUUGAAGAGGACCUUGAAGAAUACCUUGAAGAGCACCUUGAAGAGGACCUUGAAGAGGACCUUGAAGAGCACCAUCCAACCCAGAAGAAUCCUCCACCCGUGGUGGUCUUCAAUUCCCCCCCACUGUGACUGUUCCAACGCCUCCCCAUUGACCUCUUCCGUCACAGUUGCUCCUCACAGUUGUUGUUCGUCUCUUAGUGCACCUAGUGAACAAUGGAUUACUCGUACUUGAACCAGGCGGCGGCGGCCGCCGCUGCAGGCUUCGAGGCCUCGAGCUGCGCGCUGGCAGCUAGUGAAAUGCAAUGUGGUUACGGAGACCUGAGCUCUUGCUCGCAGAUGAGUCAGGCCGCGUAUCGUUACACGGCGGCGAGAGCUGGUUAUCCUGGGAACGGUGGCGCCACCGGUGCGGGCACAGGGGCACCGUUAGGGGCCCACCAUACCUCCCACUCUCACGCCCACGCGCACCACGGGGCCCACGCGACGCCUUGUUCGGUAAUGGCCGCCAGGUCCCAGGACGUCCAUCGGCACGCCAUCUUCCCGUCGGCCAUCAACUUGCAGAGCGGUUUGGGGUACAAGGCAUAUUCAGGCCACGACGGGUUGGCAGAGAAGAGGAAACAGCGUCGGAUACGAACAACAUUCACUUCCGCCCAGCUGAAGGAGUUGGAGCGUGCCUUUCAGGAGACUCACUACCCAGAUAUAUACACCAGAGAAGAAAUCGCCAUGAAGAUCGACCUCACGGAAGCCAGAGUCCAAGUGUGGUUUCAGAACCGACGGGCCAAGUUCCGAAAGCAGGAGAGGCUCGCCCAGCAGAAAUCGAACUCCCAGAGCGGGAUCGGUGUGGACAGUGGCGCCUCUAGUCCCGUGGCGAGCAACGUGAAGGCGGAGGGUCGCUCGCCACGAAGUCCAGCGACGCCGCCAGGUGGCUCCAACAGCGUCCUGUCCUCGAACGAGGUGAAACCGAUCGCCAAUCCGAAUCUGGUCAGCGUGAAGCACACCGCGGACGGUUCCACGGAUGGCAGCACGCCCAACACGCGGGGAAGCAACGGCGGCGGCGGUGCAUGGGGAUCGUGCAGCCCGAGGCCCUUCUCCGCGGCGCUACCACCUUAUCUGCUAGACCCGUUGCCCCUGAAAACCGCGAAUCUCUACUAAUCGUCCCAACGAAACCACUCCAUCCCCCAAAACCGUGUAAAUAUAGAGAAUAUCGCCUGCGAAGUAUCGCGUAGUUCUAAGGGAAACGUGGCGAACGCUGUUCAGAGGACGCCAGGUUCAUCGCGAGGCUCGUUUCUCACAGGUGACACCUCGUGGCGAUCUCGACCAGAAGUGGAAUCGUAUUUAAGUUCUCUCGUUUUGCCUCGGUUUCCUAUCGCGUAGGUAGCUUAUUUUUUCACCAAGUUUAUCGUCAUUUUUGGUUAAUUUUUCGUUGGACUCGAAGCUGGGUGAAGUAGUUACCUUGUGAUUCUAACUUUUUGUGUCGAGAAGACUGUCACUUGUUAUAUAUUGCAGACAGAAAAGGAGAUCCGAGCCAGGCGACGAGUAGCUGCAGUCGUUUUUAAGGUUGGCCAAUAUGGCUGAUCGGUACAACUUGGAACUUGGAGAACCUUCCUUCAGAAUUUACUACCAUCUAAUAGUUUGAAUUUAAGGUUAUUAUUAACCCAGCCAGAGCAUUUUUUAACGAUCUUUCCUUUAUUUACCGUGGCAGUCGUUAUAAAUUCCAAGAUGGCUGACCAACACCACUUGAAUCUUUUUUUCAAAAAAUGAUUACCAUCCAGCCAUUUUAAUUUGAGGUUAAGGUCCCACCCAGAGGAUUUCUAAAUUACCUUCCCUUUAUUUACCGGUGGCAGUUAUUAUAAAUUCCAAG
Hylaeus volcanicus is the source of this 3385-nucleotide messenger RNA. RefSeq names its product paired mesoderm homeobox protein 2A-like. The coding region runs from base 1741 to 2676 and encodes 311 amino acids. Lineage: Eukaryota; Metazoa; Arthropoda; Insecta; Hymenoptera; Colletidae. Gene Ontology annotation, molecular function: RNA polymerase II transcription regulatory region sequence-specific DNA binding; DNA-binding transcription factor activity, RNA polymerase II-specific. The record is from RefSeq and is a predicted model, not a curated record. Gene Ontology annotation, biological process: regulation of transcription by RNA polymerase II. The transcript has 3 exons.